Venturia canescens is the source of this 9765-nucleotide messenger RNA. It is a transcript of the gene tud, whose product is annotated as tudor domain containing protein. The coding region runs from base 291 to 8288 and encodes 2665 amino acids. Lineage: Eukaryota; Metazoa; Arthropoda; Insecta; Hymenoptera; Ichneumonidae. The record is from RefSeq and is a predicted model, not a curated record. The transcript has 11 exons.
CUGAGCAUAUAGAGUUUUUUUGCACGAGAGUACGAGUGCGUUUGUGAUAUACUGCGAUUCCGAUCGCUUUCAGUCGUUUUAGGACGUUUGAAGGGGAGUGAAAAAACAAGUGUCCCCGCUCCCCGCGUGCGUAUUCAUAUAUUUCAACCAGAGAAAAAAAAAACAAAACAACGAGAGUGAUUUGAGAGGCUAAAAUAACGGGGCGCGCGCGAAUCUCGCGUGGCGAGAACGAAAAAGCGAAACAAUAUUGUUGAUAUUGGUUUGACGAUUUAUCGUAAUUUCAAACGAAAAUGAAUCCUGUGGCAACGAAUAACGAUUUACUUAAUUUAUUCGUGACGCACAUUGAUACGGACGGGCCGUUGCUGAGGCUAUGGGCACAAGUGAAGGCUGAGGCUUCUCGCAAAAUCGAGAUAUUGUUACACAGAUUUGCUUACCAAUUUGACAAUGGACUUGGAUGUCCUCAAUCGCCGACACAAACGCUUUGGAAUAGCCCCGUAUGUUGUGCGCUUUUCGAAGGCAAUUAUUAUCGCGCUAAAGUUUGCUCACAACAAAGCGACGGUUAUGUCGUACAAUUUAUUGAUUACGGAAAUAUCGAAAUUUUGAAACCCUGUGAUAUUCGCAUUCUCGAUGGCAUACACGAAGCUGCUGAACUUCUCAGCGUUGAACCACUUGCUGUAGAAUUCAUCGUUGCUGAUGUUCUUCCCAGAAAUUGUACUUGGGAAUCACGGGUGCUCUUCAAAGUCCUUGACAACUUACGCUACAAAGAAUUGCCAGGCAGAGUCAUUGGUUCUAUUGCCAGAUAUCCAGUCAUCCAGGUGCUUCACGGUGAUCGCAAGCUCAGCGAUAUUCUUAUCGAACAAGACUAUGCUGUUGAAGCAACUUGCGAGGACAUGAGCAGACUCUAUUCGUGCGGUCAGGGGAUAAACCCCCAACUCAAUCCGAAUCCUCUGAUGCAACCGCAAAGGCCUACAAUGCAGACCCGAACCCAGGCACAGCAGGGUUUGCAUCAUGAAAAUCCUGUAAACAAAUACUCGCUAGUGCAGCCAAUCAUCGCUCCUCUUCGGGUGCCACGGGUUGGAAAUUAUGCAGAAAAUUGGCGUCCGCAAGCUGGUCAAACAGUGGCAACUCAAAAAAUUCAAGUAUCGCAUCAUAAUGACGAGCCAGGUGUGUUCAGGUCGAGGAUUCUUGAAAUUGAUCAAGAAUACGAAGUGACCGUGUCUUACGUCGAAGACGGUCCACUCAUGUUUUCCGUUCAGGUGAACAAACUCGUGGAAGAACUUAAAACUCUAAUGUACAACAUAAAUCACACACAUUCGCCUCAGCCACUGAACGAACCACCGGUCAUCGGUUCUGUCUGUCUUGGCAGAUACAGUGGUGACAAAUCGCUUUUACGAGCAGUUGUGAUGCAAGUUAGAGAGCACGAUUGCAAACUCCACUACGUCGAUUUCGGACAUGGCGAAAUUUUGCCUUACACCGAUAUAUUUCAAUUACCGAGACAGUACAUAAAUCCACGAAUAUUGUCGAUGAGAUUUACCAUGAGCGACGUCAACGAGCUUCGAGUCACAGACGAACUGAAAGAAUAUUUCAAACGCUAUGUCAUCGGAAAAACUUUCCUUCUUCACGUCAGACCCCCCGAUGGACCACCACUCAUUCAAUACGGUGAUCUUUACGACAACGGUCGCAACGUAAAAGACAUUUUACGAGCUAUGUUCGGAGACGCCGUACUUACAUGGCUUCCACCGCGUAAAUUGCCAUCCGAAUCCAGGGAAAUCGUGCAGGUUGUUUCCAUGGAAUCUUCCAUCAUUUUUGUUCAACUUGACAGCGACGCGCCUUUGCUAGAAGCUCUUGUUAGCCAAAUUCAGAAAUAUGUAACUAAUGCGCCAUCUGUUCAACCGACUAAACUUAAAGAAGGUCUACAUUGCAUCGUGUUUUCGACCAGAAAUUCUCAAUGGCAGCGAGCAGAAGUAAAGAGUAUAACCGACAAAUCAGCGACCGUGUUUUACGUGGAUCAUGGUUACGAAGAGACGGUGCCUCUGACAUACAUCAAGUCUUUGAUGGACACUAAUCUUUUGAAACUUCGUGCUCAAGCGAUUCGUUGCAUUUUGAACAAUUACGAUACGGAAAUAACAACCAAAGAGCUCGACGACGGCCUUAGAGCGGAAAUAAUAGGGAGAAAUGUGGCGAUGAUCGUUCAAAAAGUAACGUCAACUGGCCCUAUUGUUGACCUAUACGAUGCCAACAUAGAUCCUCUCGUCAAUAUUAUCCACCGGGUGCAAAGAACGUGCACAACCAAUGGUAACGUUCAUUCGAGGAUUGAUACUUUCAACGAAAAAACAAUGAAUUCGUCGCAUUCCAGUAACAAUCGGAGGUCCAACGUUAAAAAGCAAUCUACCGUGGGCCAACAACAAAAAUCUAAAUGUCAAAACGUAAACGCUGCACGUGACAAUCAAUCCAACAAGUGGAACAACGCACCGCGUUCGGACCCGCCGAUGAUUCAGGAUUCAAAUAAUUUCUCUGAAAAAGGAAAGUCGAAUAAUUGGAAAACCGAAAACAUCGAGUCGAGACGAUACGAAAAUCGUGAUAAUCGUUAUCAGAAUCGCGAGAAAGAAUGGUCACCGAAUUCCGGGCAGAACGACAGAUUCCCACGAAACGAUGGAAAGAACGAUCGUUUGGGUAGAGAGGGACCUAGAUACGACAGAAAUGAAAGGUUCGAGCGAUCUGGUGAUUCGAACGGGAAUAUGCGCGGUGGAAGGUUGGAAAAUCGAGAUCGCGGUGGUCGCGGAAGUUUUGGAAACUCUCGUUAUUCCGGUAACAACCCAAGGAACGAACGUAACGGUAGCGUCGAAAAAAACUGGAGCGAUAAAGACUCGGAUACUUCAUCGAGAAGCAGCGAGCGUAGCGGACGACGAGGAGGAGCACGCGGAGGAAGCAACAGAGGCCGACGAGAAAGUGGUAGAGCGCCAAACUCUCGAGAAAGUGACGGCGACAGCGACCGAGGUACUUUUAGAAGCGCUAGAAUGAACGGUGCAUCGGCCCGAAUCCGGGACAAUAAACGAGACUUUGGUCCAGCUAAUGAGAACCGACAAUUCGACACUUGGACAAACAAGACACCGCAAGCUCCACAAAAGAUUAGUAUACCGCCACCGAACAUCACGGUCGGUGCAGUGAAGAAUUGUGAGGUAGUUUUCAUGAAAGAUCCCGGGGAUUUCCACGUGCAACUGUGCCCCGAUAAUCUCGAGUUGGAUCCAAUAAUAGCGAAGAUCGAAGCGACUUACGAGACCGGUGGAAAAAUAGUGGAAAGGUCGAGGAUCAGGGAAGGCCUUGAGUGCGUUGCUCAAUAUUCGGAGGAUUCGAAGUGGUAUCGCGCAAAAGUACAAUCGGUGGAGGCAAACGGAGCGACGGUUUAUUUUGUGGACUACGGAAACAUCGAAACUGUCGAAUUUGAUAAAAUUAAAGAGCUCGACGCAGACUGCGCAAAAUUAUCGGCUCAAGCGAUCGCUUGCAAAUUAUUGGCGGCUAGUAAAACGACCUGGGAUACCAACGACAUCGACAAAUUCACUGACCUCACCAACAAGCCGCUUCUCGAGGCUGAAUUCGUGGCAAACGAAAGCAACGUAUUUGAAGUUCUCCUCCGCGAAGUGGUCGACGAUAAACCGUCUCCGCAAUACAUUAACGAGUAUUUUAGCGACGGUGCUGAUCUCGCACAAGCCAAAAAUAUUGCGCGAUCCAAGGGACGCCCACGACAAGGACAAAGUCUUCAAACGAGCGACUAUGCAGCUCUCGAUGAAAAAUGGCCAGUCGAAAAAUUGGCCCCUGGUACCAAGGACCAUAUCAUUAUUACUUGGUUCAUGAACCCUGACACUUUCUAUUGCCAAACUCUCGCAAGGAAAGACGAAUUCAGGGCGAUGAUGAUCGACAUACAAAAAGUUUACGCCAACAAACAGCCCGUCAGCGAACCACUUCAGGUCGGCUCAGCGGUGAUGGCUGUCUUCUCCGACGACGGAGCACUCUACCGUGCCGAAAUACUCGAGCUGAACAAGGCACGUGGUAACAUCGUUCGUUACAUCGAUUUUGGUAAUACCGCGAUGGUCGAGCAGCACAACACUUAUCGCGUGGAGAAAAAAUACAUGAAAAUCCCGAAACAAGCUGUUAAAUGUUCGUUAAAAAAUAUCGUUCCUGCAAACGGUACGAAUUGGGCAAAAUCGAACAAACAGGAGAUAGAAAAGUGUUUCGAAUUUGAAAAUAUCGAAUGUACUUUCCACGAAGAAAAGGAGGGAAAGUAUUUAGUUUCCUUGAAAACCGCAGACGUUGACAUCGCAGGAUUACUCGUGGAAAAGUCGCUUGCAUCGUUCGCCGUUUCUGCACACGUUAAUGUUGAAAAACAUGAAGUUGAAACGAUGGAAAAACAACCAAUAAUCGAAGAUCUUCCGCGAUUCGACAUAAGCCUUCUCGCUGGUCAAGCGUUACGUGUUAAGAUUUCAAACGUUGCGAGUGCAAUGAAAUUCCACAUACAAUUGCCGAGCGCAACCACGACCGAAAAAGCCAUUCACGCAUAUAUGGCUCAACGUAAUCCGGAGGUGAUGCCAAGACUUUCGUGCCGUGAAGUGUGUCUCGGCGCGGGUUGUCUCGUUUAUACGGACGAGGGAUGGAGACGUGCCGUAGUCAUAAACUGCUCACGUACUACGGGAUAUGAUGUGAGGCUCAUUGAUACAGGAGCAUAUGACGAGAUACCUCUGAACUGCAUGCUCGCGUUGCCUGGACCUCUCUCGGUAAUGCAGAAUCAGGCUGUUGAGUGUUGCUUGAAAGAUGCCAAAACUGACAUAGUAAUGGACGAAAGAUUGAGGGAUAGGAUUGAAAACACCACCGUCAUCGUUGCCGUCGAGGAAGUUGACAAUAAUAGACUCAUCGUCAAGCUCUACGAUACGAACGGGAAAAAAAUCAAAUCGAGUUACGACGACGAAGACGAGGAGAUAUCUCCGGUGUGCCCAAUGCCGAUCCUUUACUCGACUCAAAAAGUCGUCGUUUCUCACGCCGAAAAUUCAUCCAGCGUGUGGCUCAAGAGACAAAUGGAAUUGGAUGCCGACACCGAGCAGCUUUCUCAACUGUUCGAUUACUACAGCGCUUGCGGGGAUGAUAAGAAACCUGUAAUGACUCCGGGCACUCUUUGCGCAGCAAAGAGCGCCGACGAAAAUUGGUACCGUUCGAAAAUUCUGAGCGUCACCGAAACGAGCGUGACGGUUCAUUACAUCGAUUACGGAAACUGCGAGGAUCUACCUCUCGAUUCAUUGCGCGUCCUCGAGCCCCAAUUCUACGCUCAACCGGAACUGGCCAUCAAAGUAGCCCUGACGGUCGACGUCGGCGGUACGAUCGAACAACAGCAAGAAAUUCUCGCAAAUCACAUCCUCAACCAGGAAUUCACGGCUACGAUGUACAAUGUGCACAAAAAAUGGGUCGCCGAAUUGGUGAACGACGAUGGCAAAAUAAGCGAAAAAUUAAGCGCCCUCGAAGCUAUUGAAAUAUCGAAAAAUCCCAAUGUGCAAACCAUCAUUCCGGAAAUGGUCGUUGGAGAACGGUACCAAGUUAUUUGUCAUCACGCAGAUAGCCCCGCUUCGUUCUGGCUUCAAAGAACUGAAGAAAUAACAGCGAUUGAACAGCUACAGGACCGAUUGCAAGAGGAAGCAGUCAAUUGUCCCAUGGUUGAGGGAAUACCAGAGGAAAAUACUCUCUGUUUGGCGAUGUACUCUGUCGACGACAUGUGGUACAGAGCCGAGGUCGUAGUCGCCGAUCCGGAGAUAAUUUCCGUGCGUUUCAUCGAUUACGGAAACACCGAUGCAGUUUACACGAACCAAGGAAAGUGCAAAGUGAUCCCGGGUUCGUUGAAAACGAUUAAGAGGUAUGCGAUCAAAUGUCGUCUCGAUGUCAUCCCCGACGGAGACGAAGAUUGGAUGACACCUGCUAACGAAUGGUUCGAAGGAGUCGUGACGAACGCAGAAAACAUGGAGGCCCUUGUGAUCGCUGACAGUGCGCCGAGGCGGGUCGAGCUGUUCGUCGACGGGAAGAGCGUCGUUGACGAACUCGUGAAGCGGAAUUAUGGCUCGAGGAUUUCACCUGACGAAAAUCUCAUCGAAGAGCCUUUCGAUCCCGACCUGGAUCUGAGCUCUUGUUUCGUUAGCCACAUUAUAUCGCCCAGUGAAUUCUGGAUUCAAGAAGCGAAAAACGUCUCUUCGCUGGAAACUCUUGCCGACAGAUUCAUCGUCGCUGACAUGUUCCCCACGCCGAAAGACAUCAAAGAGGGUCUACUGUGUGUUGCUAAAUUUCCCGAAGACGGGGCUUGGUACAGGGCUCGAGUUGUCUCGCAUUCCGACACCUCGACCGAAGUAAUAUACAUCGAUUACGGAAACUCAGCUAUAUCGACCGAGAUACGCGAGAUUCCUGACGACGUUGCAUCGCAACCAGCAUAUUCGAAAAAAUGCAGCCUCGCCCUGCCCGAGGGCAUCGAACAGUGGUCCGAGGAGGCCUGCAUCGAAUUCGUGAAAAUCGCUGCCGACGGAGUGACCAUUUUCCAUCCAGAGAUACUCGAGGAACGAGAAGACACGUCGAUCGUUCGUUUGACUCAACAGGGCAAAGACAUCGUUGAAACUUUAGCCGAACUUUGCAAUCCACACAUGCCAAUAAUCGAAGAACGACUUCCUCCACUUGGAGAGGAAAAUUCUCCAAACGUUCUCGUCAGCCACGUUAAUUCGCCCUCCGACUUUUCCGUGCAGGCUCAAAACUCUAUCACCGAACUCGAGACCAUGGUUGAUCAUCUCGUCGCCGCUGAAAGCUUCUUACCGUUGGAUAAAAUUGAAGAAGGCAUCAUUUGCGCUGCUAAAUUUCCCGAAGACGAUCAAUGGUACAGAGCGAAAAUACUUUCCCAUGGCGACGCUGGAACCGAAGUUUUUUACAUCGAUUACGGAAAUUCAGCUGUCACGUCGGAAUUAAGGGUCUUGCCGAAGGAUAUCGUGGAAAAACCGGCUCUGUCCACUGGCUGCUCUCUCCAAAUGCCCGAAGAUGUUGAUACCUGGUCGGAAGAAGCUUGCCAGAAAUUCUUCGAGCUCGUUAACGAGGGAAUCACCAUGUUCGAGUACGAGGUUCUCGAAGACAAAAAACCUGCUAUCGUUCGAUUGAGCAUCGACGGGACUGACAUCGUUGAAAUGAUGUCGCCACUUUGUGCUAAAAAAAGGAUUGAAAAAUGUGAUGAAUCCACCGCAAACGAGGCAAUAUUGGAGCACAAUCCUGCUCAAGAUUCAGUCGAAAUCAUCGCUUCGGUACAAGAGACAUCCAGCAACGAAACUUCAGGCGUAGAAACUAUUACGAUCACGGAUCUUUCGACAGUGAGCAGUUCUUCCAGAACAGAUGAAUCGACCUCUUCCGAAUGGACUCACCAAACUGUGGAAACGUCGAAAGGUUUGAGCAAAGUUAAGGAAGUUGAGGUGACUCCAGCUGUCGAUGUAAUCCCGUCAGAAAAUUCGAGCAACGAAAUUGUCGAGAAACUUGCGAAUUCUGAGAGUGAAAGCGAGAAUCCGGCUGAAAAAACAGUGCCAAAAGAUUCGAGCAGCGAAUUAAUCAGCUCUUAUCUCGCUGUGGAGAAUCUCGUGAUCGAUGAAAAACAGAGCAAGGACGUAAACGAAAAAAUAGUUCCAACGGAAUCGUGUCUCGAGCCGACGGAGAAUGCGGCUUCUGUAACGAACGACGAAUCAAUAAGAUCAAAGAGUCCAGUGCCGGAAAAUCUUUCCUCGGCGACCGUUUCCUCUGAAUUCUCCGAAGGCAACGUAGUUUUCGACGGCAGUGAGCAACGGAAUUCGACGCCUCUCGAGGAGCGAGUUGUGCCCGGCAGCAUCAACAGGGGCACGGACGUUGAUGAUUCGAAAAAAGGAGGAUCGACGCUCGAAGUUUUGAACGAAAAACCCGUAGAAAACGUCUCCGAUGAAGCACCGAAUGCUGACGUUGUUAGAAAAUUGUCUUUCGUCGAAAAAAACGACGUCGCUAAAGAUUCGAACGUUGAUUCGACAGCGGAACAGCUCCCACGUCCAGCAACACCAAAAACCCCACACUCGGAGAAAAUCGUCGCGGGUGUUGUAAAUUACCAUGAGCAAGAUUCGAACGUUGAUACAACCGCAGAACAGCUCCCUCGUCCAACAACACCGAAAACCCCACACUCGGAGAAAAUCGUCGCAGGCGUUGUUAAUUACCACGAGAAAAUAGAGGAGUUGGUGAAAGAUGAAAUUCUCAGCGUCGUUAUCGACUAAAACAUUCCCGAAUAAUUAGAGAAAUAUAUUUAUAUUAAGUAACCACAAUCGUUCGACAAUUACUGCGCAACUUGAAACAAUAGUUUUUUGCGUUUAAAGACUAAUGAUUAUUAAAUAUUUUUUAAACUACCAUUUACUAAUAUUCACUAUUAUACGUGAUGCUAAAGAGGUCUAGUUGCUAAAGCGGAUUCGUACUAUCAUUCACGUUCAAUCAUUUUUCGUUGUUUUUCUUUUUCCUUCAUAUUUGCACUUUAUAAAAUCAGUGCUACUUUUAUUUUCACGUACGAAAUUGUUUGUACUCUCUUAUUAAUUCAUGAUUAUGUGAUUUUUCUAUACACAACGUGCCACCGAAUUAAUCGAAGCAAGAUUAUACCAGAAUUCGUUCGUAUCUUGUGAGAAUUGAAGCGCAGUGGUUAAAAAUUAGUCUUAAGACUGAUUCUCGUGACAAAUUUCGUUGGCAAAGAAAAAAAAAGCUUGAAGGUUUUCUCGGAGCGUUGUUUCACCAAAAAUUCUUUUAUUUUUUUUCCUUAUAUUUUUUCAGUCAUUUUCAUUCGUCUCAUCGCUGUCGAUGAACUUUCAUGCUUUGUUAACCCGAGUACCUUAAAUGCCUGGAGCAUAUUAGAUUAUUUAUUCGAUGGCUGUACGAACUAAUGUUUCACGACUGCUGUUAUUCCAAAAUCCAAUUCAUGAGAGUAUUAUUCGGGGGUAAAAAAUUUGAAAAUUUAAUGGGUUUACGAGAAACGUUUUAAACAAGAAUUUCGAAAUGAUUUUUGUUUUUUUUUCUGUGUUGAUAAAAACGGCUAGGAUCAAUUCUUAGAUCGAUAUAAUGUUUCAAUACUGAAAACAAAGUCUCUCGUUGCGUUUGCACUUGUUUAUUAUUUUCUUUUUUUAUUAUUAUUAUCGAUAAGUGCAUAUAAUUAUAUUUAUCUUUUGUUGAUUGUUUAUAAUGAUUCGAGGUUUUUGAAAAAUAUCCUCAAAAUCUAUAAUCACACCGAAUCUCCGUCUAAAACACGCGGUAGCCUUUUAUAAUCAGUUAUUAACAACUAACUUUUGAGCAUGACUAGAGGUUCACAAAGAGCGAUUGAAAAAUCGAUCAUUUAAGAGGUGUGAGAAGAUUCAUUUUCCUCGGAAAAAUUGAUGAUCUAGACGAUAGAACUUGAGCCGAAUAGACAAAGACCUCAAACGGUCCUAAAAAAACGCCAUGCUAAACCGGUAGCGGUUCAACGCGAAUAAAAAAUGAAAAACGGUGUGAAAACAAAGUCUCGUUGGUGAACGGGGAUUCGGAGAAUGUUUGGAAUCCUCCUCGCGUAGAUAUUUUCAGUAUGACCUUAAUUUCGUGACUUCCACAGUUCCUUUGUAUACUAUAAAUCGUUGAUCAUUGUAUACUCUAAAAUUGAUUAAUAAAAAUAAUUGAAAAAAUUGAACUUUGUACGUCGCUCAAAUAUAAUUUUUUCUAAUAAAGCUAUAAAAAUCGCUA